Molecule: messenger RNA, 4400 nt
Organism: Stylophora pistillata
Lineage: Eukaryota; Metazoa; Cnidaria; Anthozoa; Scleractinia; Pocilloporidae
Product: integrin alpha-9
Biological process (GO): integrin-mediated signaling pathway; cell-matrix adhesion; cell adhesion mediated by integrin
Cellular component (GO): external side of plasma membrane; integrin complex
Molecular function (GO): integrin binding
Source: RefSeq, a predicted model, not a curated record
CUAUAAAUUUGCUUGACCCCUGACAGACUUUUGCGGUGAUUACUGUUUUACAUGUAUGCAUCAGCGAGAAAAGGAUAUUUAGUUAGUCUAGCUUAUUUAGCUCUACUUUUAAUCGCAUCUGGUUCCUCACACCGAUAACUUCUCAGUUGGACGACUUUUUCGGCCUUAUUGAGGGCGGAUCGCCAGGCGGGCCAAUCUUGACCCUUUGGAAGGCUCUCGUUAAAACCGUGACAAGCGACCUUUAGUAAACAAGAUCUUGAAAGGUCCCGAGUUUCGUUUAAAGGCUUUUUUGUUGGCUCUGUUUCAGGAGUGGCGUGGAUUUAACAGGAAACUUUUUCUCUUUCGUGGCUACGAAACGUUCCCUGUUUCGAAACGGGAGUAAAAACAUCACCUUCGAAACUUCCAUACAAACACCGGAGACGUGCACACUGCCACCUCCUUAUUCGUUAGAGUAUUAUCUUGCUCCGGAUCCGACGUGUAUUAAUAUCUUCAUCACCUGUUUAUAAAGGACCAUCAUCUGACAUCCCGUCUCAAAUUAUUGGCAAAGUUGCCGUGUUGAAGAGCAAGAGAAAUUUUGCUCAUCAACUAAGACACACGACUUUAUCUCGGAUCAAGAAGUCACCGAAGGAAUCAGGACAAAACUUGACAUGGAAUUUCGGACGUUCCUAGCAUUAUUAAUUUUUCUGUGGCAGUCUUUCGGUAUUUAUGGUUUUAACUUGGAUACAGCCUCUCCUGAAGUCUUCGAUGGGCCUCCGAUGAGUGAAUACUUUGGAUACUCGGUCGCUCUUCAUUCGCAACAGAAUAAAUACUGGGUUAUGGUUGGCGCCCCACUCAGUAAUGUAACAGGUGUUGAUGGCUCAACGUUAACAAAGUAUGGAGCUGUGUACAGAUGUGAAUAUCCCGGCUCACAAUGUCAAGCCAUUAAAAUUGACGACCGGUCUGCAAGAACACAAUCCGCCUCAAAUGAGGUAUGGGACAUCGAGGUUAAGACUGGACAGUGGAUCGGUGGAAGUGUGUACAGCACUGGUACUAACGGCAGAGCUUUGGCUUGUGCACCCAGAUAUGUCUAUCGAAAUGUGCCCAAUAAUGAUGGCCUGCAUUACUAUUGGCUGUUGGGAAAAUGCUUCCUCAUUUCUGAGGAUCUUUCAGCAACGAGAGAUGAACGUGUGCCUUGUAUGAGUGAACAAAAGGGUAACAACUACUAUGGUUAUUGUGAAGCUGGGAUAAGUGCCGAAUACACAGUAGGAUAUGAUCAGGAUGUAGUUAUGGGAGCCGUUGGAAUUGCUCGAUGGAAAGGUGGAGUGUGGGUGUCUCCUUUCAGUGUAGGUGGAGGUAGUCCAACUUACACUGUGUCACCACAAGACCAAAUUAAUGAUGGAGAUUACAUGGGUUAUUCAGUGACUAGUGGUCAUUUCUCAAGCCCAUCAAGUACAGAGCUUGUAGGUGGUGCACCAAGAGGUGCCGAACUGAAAGGAAAGGUCAUCAUCUACAAUUAUGAUAUAUCUAAUGAUCAGCAGCAACAGAUCAGUGUCAGUUCGCCUCUGCCUCAACCUAAAAACAUACCGACUGGCACCUAUUUUGGAAGUGUCUUAUGUGCAGUGGACCUAGACGAAGAUGAGUUCUCAGACAUUCUUGUUGGUGCGCCUUACUACACCCACAAAAAAGAUGAGGGACGAGUUUACAUCUACUUAAACAAUGGGCAGGGUGCUCUUAAUUUGCAAGAUGAUGUUCUUGAAGGAGAUAAGGCGUAUAAUGCCCAUUUUGGGGCAGCCAUUGCAGCGGUGGGAGACCUGAACAAGGAUGGAUUUCAAGACGUCGCAGUAGGAGCCCCAUUUGAAGGUGAAGAUGGAAGUGGAGCAGUGUACAUUUACCAUGGUAGCAGCAGAGGAAUUGAGACCCGCUACAGACAGAAAAUUGUAGGAUCAAAAAUCAAACCUGGUAUAAAGAUGUUUGGAGUGUCCAUCUCUGGUGGUGUUGACGUGGAUCAAAAUGAAUAUCCAGAUAUUGCAGUUGGUGCAUAUAGAUCAGAACAAGCUGUUAUUGUGAGGACAAGAAGUAUUGUGAACGUGGAAGGUGAAAUUCGGCUGAGCAAGUCACAGAUAACCUUGGAGAGCAACGACAGCGUGUGUGAUGUGGAUGGAGCCAAACAUAAAUGUUUGAACAUGACAGUGGUUUUCCAGUACACAGACCAGGUUUCGUCGACUAACAGCCAAGGUCUAGACAACCUACGGUAUUCUGUGGAACUGGACAAAGGAAAGGAAUCCGAUGUAUUGCGUCGUAUGUUUUUUUGGAAUCCGACUACGAAAAAGAAGACCUUUAUCAUGAGUGGGACCUACAAUAUUUCCGCUCAGAACCAAAAAUAUUCGCUGCCCACAGAAACAGUCUAUCUGUUGGAUAAGAAUGAAGUUGCAGACGUUGGCUCGCGGCUUACUUUCGACUUGAGUUUCUCCUUGCCAGCAACUGGCUGUAAUGGUUUAUGUCCAGUUCUUAAUAGCUAUUUGCUUGAUAAUUACAGAGGAACGGUUGCUUUUAGAAAGAAGUGCAAGAAUCAGUUAGCUUGUGUGCCAGAUUUAGCGGUUGAUGGUCACAUUUUAUAUUCACCAAGUACCCUGGAUCUAAAAGAAGUUCGAAUCGGAGUUGUCAGAGAAUUCACUGUUAUGCUGACAGUCACGAACAAAGUUGACGAUUCUGCGUAUUACUCCACUAUCACAAUGACACUUCCUGCUGAUCUGGACUACAUCGGACCUACGCAGUUCAUAGAAUGUGAGAGAGAUGACCCAUACAAUGGAACCGUGGAUGUGACUUGUAACGUUGGCAAUCCACUCCUCGGUAAAGUCACGAGAAAAUUUGGAAUCAAGUUUGCACCAGGUUCUGUGAAAGAAAACUUCAGGAUUGAAGUCAUAGCAUCAAGCCAAGAUCAAGAUGCAAACGACAAGGACAAUGAGAAAGCGUUUAUCGUUCCCGUGACGUUUGAAGCGGAUUUGGAAGUAAAGGGAUCAACUAAACAAGAUCAGGUGGUGUAUACAGGACCAGUGAAAGACAAUAUAGACAUUUUGGAGUCGAUUGGUCCCGAAGUGGUCACGACACUGACGGUUCGGAACAAGGGUCCGAGCACUGUUGAUGGGACGAAAGUUACCGUCAAUUUUCCAAGCUUGUUUAAAUCGUCGGAUCCCAAAAGCUAUCUGCUCUAUCUUGUAGUUGUUGAACUUGAAGGUGCCUCGGGGACUUGUGAUGCGAAGGUCAAUCCUUUGGGUCUCAGGGAGUCUAAUUCCACUGAUGCAACAGAAGAUAAUAAGCAGUCACGCAGGCGGCGUGACGCAGAAAAUAUGCUUUUGGGCUGCCGCACCGCAAGCUGCAGCUCUUUCUCUUGCAAUUUGGGUCAGUUGAAGUUAGGUGACAAAGUGGAUAUCAAGAUGACUUUCCGACUUUGGAUUAACACUCUCAUCAAGGAACUUGAUCCUCCAAAAGCCGUAGACCUCGAGACUACAGCCAAGAUAAAAGUUCCCAGCAUAAUCACUCAGCCGAACCUGAACAAUGACCAGGCAACGAUUAUAACGACAGCCAAGCCAGCUCAGACCGAGGCACAGAAAAAGAAGGUGGCUUGGUGGGUGAUCUUGCUCUCUGUCCUUGGCGGUGUUCUCUUGGUGGGCGGGGUCGUCGCAGGCCUGUACAAGUUGGGAUUUUUCAAAAGGAAACGUGUAAAGGACAUCUCGGGUCCCAUGGAGGAAAGCGAACCAAUGACACAAACGAAAUGAGCGUGACUUGCGUGACUUCAGAUGUGGAUUUUUCAAGAGAAAACGAAUAAAGGACAUCUCAGGCCCGAGUACCUCGGAACUGAACGUUAUGUAGAAUGCGUUUCGUUUUUAACCCAUGGAACACUUGGCAAAUAGAGAGAGAACUUUUGUAGCUAGCACCUCAUUUUUAAGGCUAAAAAAAAUUAUUUAGUACUAUACCCUAACGAAAUACUUUAACAACCUUGCAAGGAACUGUUUUUUUAGUGAAUAGGAAAAUUUGCAAAACUUUGUAAUAAAUGAAGAUCCCAAAAAAUAGUCGUGAGACAAAUCUCACUUUAUGGAAUUUAAACUUUCAAGCGACUUUGUGUGUUGUGUAUCCCUGUCAUAAGUAGUUGUUCCAGACGAUCAACGUAUAGAAUUGAAUUCUUGAAAAAAUCUUGUUGUGGGUUUUAAAAGUUAGCUUUUUUAAGAAAAAAAAAAUAUAAUAAGAUAACUACAACUUUUCUUGUGAGGUAAUGAUGUUUUUGUUCUCACCAGUGUGUUUGAAAGAAUCGUACAAUAUGACAAAUGCCAUGUUUAUCAGUAACGUUUAUUUAAUUGCCAUUUUGUAAUAAAAAUAUCUCAUUUAUUGGCCAUAAAUCAAAUAAACUUUUUUUUAUCUUAAAA